CCCCAGUGUGCACCGCUGCCACCCUGGAGCCGCUUUAGUUUUCCCAACAAGCAGAAGUCUGCAGAACUAUCUCCCACCAUGAUGAGCUCUUCAUUGGGCAGCAACCUGUCAGAACUGGACCGACUACUCCUAGCAGGGCCGGCUCCAGGUACCAGGCAACCAAGCACAUGCUUGGGGCGGCACCUGAUGAAGCCAGCGGGAGCCCCUCCCUGCCCAGUGGGACUGGACCUCACUAUGUUGUCCCAGAGAGCACUAGCUCUUUGGGGGUGAAGGCAGCACCCCCUACAAAAGAGAAGCCAAAGCGGAACGGAGGGCGUGGGAUUGAGGAUGUGCGUCCCAGUGUGGAGAGUCUUUUGGAUGAACUGGAGAGCUCUGUGCCAAGUCCAGUCCCUGCCAUCACUGUGAACCAGGGUGAGGUGAGCAGCCCACAGCGAGUCACCUCCAGCCAGCAGCAGACUCGCAUAUCUGCUUCUUCAGCCACAAGAGAACUGGAUGAGCUGAUGGCAUCUCUCUCUGACUUCAAGGUGCCCAACCCUAAUAACUUCUGAUCUUGUGUUCUCCACUCACUUGUCUGUCAUCCAUUUCUACUGACCACCUCCUCUCCUCAGAUCACCCACUGCAACC
This is a messenger RNA of Terrapene triunguis (Three-toed box turtle), 624 nucleotides long. Its product is annotated as paxillin-like. The transcript has 4 exons. The coding region runs from base 168 to 548 and encodes 126 amino acids. NCBI's taxonomy places the organism in Eukaryota, Metazoa, Chordata, Testudines, Emydidae. The record is from RefSeq and is a predicted model, not a curated record.